GAAGUGGGUGAAGCUGGGUCCCCGGUUCUUGGCUCCGUUGACGGUGGGUGAUCGCCGAGUUGGGUGGUCCUCGGUGCUCGCUGCGGCGCGGCGAGGUUGGGUCGCGUUUUUGGGCCGCCGUGAUUCGGCGUGGCUCCGGGGAAUGCGAGGGGGGGUGGUGAAUGGAGUUGUGGGUCUUCGGCAGUGAAGACGAGGGGUGUCGUUUGGAUGUACGGGGGUGCCGCAUCUGGCGUGGUCGAAUGGAGUUUCGAAAUUCGACCUCGUUUUAGUGCGGAUUGAUGUCUCGUUGGUUGGAGAAAAUGCUCGAUAGAAGAAGAUUGGGUUGUGGGUCUGCAGGGUUUUAUCUUGAGCUUAGAGGCUACAAGCUAAUGAUUUGCUUCCCAAUGGAUCAUAAAUUUCAUUCAAUAUGUCAGCUGGAGACAAGAAAGUUGCUAUGGCUCGUGGGAAUAUCAUUUGCUAUGGUUCUAUUGCUUCAGUCUAUCGAACUUCCACGUGGGAACGUCCUCGGAUCUCUAUUUUCUGCAAUCAAGGUUCCGAUUGAAGGGGAUAUUGUUGAUGUGGAAGAAUCGCCAUUUAUAUCAGAUAUGUCAGGUAAUAAGACACUUUCAAAUGACUCGGACACAACUACUGCUUCUACCGUUCAUGAAGGAGUGGAUGACCAUGGCUUUGAAGAGAGAGGCUCAGUUUUGUACAAUGGCACUUUACCAAAGAGUAAUACAGUCUCCAAUGAAUCUUAUGGUGUAAAUAACUAUACAACUGGUGAUGAGAAGUCAUCAAUAGAGAAUCAAGUGGGGGUAAAUGGAACUACCGCGCCCAUUGCCAAUAUAUCAAUCGGUGGAUAUGCACCGGAGGAAACUAUGGUGCCUGACAGUAAUGAGAGGCUUUCUCUAAAUAGUUCUACUAUGUACAGUAACUCCUCAGCUGCCAAUAAGAAGAACAAUGUCAAAAUACCUGAAAAUGAUGAAAGCACAGUUAGUUAUAUAGCUCCCUCACCUGCACGUGCAAUUCCACCUGUAGAUUCAUCUUCGAACUCCGCCUCAUCAAUAAAAGAAGGCCCCCAUGUGACAAUUUCCAUUCCAUCAUCUGUUUCCAAUACUUCUUCGACAGAAGUAUACUGGACUCCAACUCCUAAGCAAGAUGUUAAGUCUAACCAAAUGCAGGGUGAUGUCUCCUCAUUAAGUGACAGUUCUCCUACUGCUUCCAUUCACGAUAGGUAUAAAACACCUCAGGCACCAACACCAGAAGUAAUUACAAUAGCAGAGAUGAAUGCUUUAUUGCUUCAAAGCCGUGUUGCGUACCGGUCAAUGAAGCCACAGUGGUCUUCAGUAGUUGAUCAAGAAUUGUUAAAAGCGAAAUUGCAAAUUGAGAAUGCUCCCAUCAUGAGUGACACAAGCCUGUACGCCCCUCUUUAUCAAAAUGUUUCCAUGUUCAAAAGGAGCUAUGAAUUAAUGGAAGAGAUGCUCAAAGUAUACAUUUACAAGGAAGGACAAAAGCCAAUUGUACAUCAACCGGUGCUCCAAGGGAUAUACGCUUCUGAAGGAUGGUUUAUGAAGCUACUGGAAGCAAACAAGAAAUUUGUUACUAAGCAUGCUAGAAAGGCCCACCUAUUUUACUUGCCAUUUAGCUCUCGGAUGCUCGAGGAAACCUUGUAUGUCCCCAAUUCCCACAGUCAUAAGAACCUUAUACAAUUUUUGCGAAAUUAUUUGGAUGUUAUCAAGGGAAAGCACCCAUUCUGGAAUAGAACCGGAGGAGCAGACCAUUUUCUUGUAGCUUGCCACGACUGGGCCCCAUCUGAAACAAGGAGAGUUAUGGCCAGGUGCAUAAGGGCGCUCUGCAAUUCUGAUGUCAAAGAAGGCUUUGUUUUUGGUAAGGAUGUCUCGCUACCAGAAACCUAUGUGCGGUCAGCUCAGAAACCUCUCAGAAAUCUUGGAGGCAAACGCCCUUCUCGGAGGUCAAUCCUGGCUUUCUUUGCUGGAAACAUGCACGGAUAUGUUAGGCCGAUUCUAUUACAGCACUGGGGCAACAAAGAUCCCGACAUGAGGAUAUUCGGUCCCAUGCCCAACGACAAGGGUAAUAUGAACUACAUUCAGCACAUGAGAAGUAGCAAGUACUGCAUAUGCGCGAAAGGUUAUGAAGUAAACAGUCCUAGAGUUGUGGAAGCCAUCUUCUACGAGUGCGUGCCCGUGAUCAUAUCCGACAAUUUCGUGCCCCCGUUUUUCGAGACUCUGAACUGGGAAUCCUUUGCCGUUUUUGUACUGGAGAAGGAUAUCCCAAACUUGAAGAACAUACUCCUCUCUAUCCCGGAGAAAAGAUACCGGCGGAUGCAGAUGCGGGUCAAGAAGGUACAGCAGCAUUUCCUUUGGCACAGUAGGCCAGUUAAGUACGACAUCUUUCAUAUGAUACUCCAUUCGAUUUGGUUCAACAGAGUGUUUCAAAUUAACCCCAGGUAGAUAUGGUAAAUUGAAAGAGAUGUACAUAAGUGGUUCGGGUAGUGGAUUUUCGCGAGAAAUGUACACUGUACAGACAUCCACGCUCUAUUUCCUUCCUCAAUUGUUUCCCAGUUAUUCAGUCAUCAGCUGCGCUUGCGCACAGAGUAUAUUACUCAUUGCCAAUGGAGCAUCCACCAAUAAAGAUCAUUUAUUUCAUGCCUGUUCGAUGUAAACACCGAAGGGUUCCUCUUCUUGCGCGCGUAUCGGGUCAAGUUAACGACGGAAAAAACCGCAUGUGGGGGCGAGAUCGAAACGGGUUCCAAGGAAAGAUACAGAAGGGAGCAAUCUGGUCAUGUGUUUUUGUUGUACCAAACUGGUGAUCUGUUCCUUAGAGAAAAGCACGGAGGAGAGACGAACAAUGGAGGAUGAAUGCUUUAUUCUUGUGCUUUUGACC
Molecule: messenger RNA, 2883 nt
Organism: Syzygium oleosum
Lineage: Eukaryota; Viridiplantae; Streptophyta; Magnoliopsida; Myrtales; Myrtaceae
Product: probable glycosyltransferase At5g03795
Exons: 5
Coding region: 279-2450 (723 amino acids)
Molecular function (GO): glycosyltransferase activity
Source: RefSeq, a predicted model, not a curated record